Molecule: messenger RNA, 1012 nt
Organism: Cololabis saira (Pacific saury)
Lineage: Eukaryota; Metazoa; Chordata; Actinopteri; Beloniformes; Belonidae
Product: V-set domain-containing T-cell activation inhibitor 1-like
Exons: 4
Coding region: 106-591 (161 amino acids)
Biological process (GO): positive regulation of T cell proliferation; cellular response to lipopolysaccharide; immune response
Cellular component (GO): external side of plasma membrane
Source: RefSeq, a predicted model, not a curated record
CAAAGAUCUUCUAUACACUUUAUAGAACGUCUCUGGUCAUACUCGACAGGGAGCGAGAAUCUGCAGAACACCGGACACAUUUUACUUCAAAUUCCAGAAAGAGACAUGACGACCAACCGCAGAUUCCAACUUCAGAUCCUGCUGGUUUUCUGCCUGAACUCAGUGAGCUGCCAGGAGUCAGUUGAAGGUUUUGUUGGAGGAAACGUCCUACUGCCCUGCAUCUACGACCAGUCCCUACCAGCAGAGGUCAACGCCUUCUGGAGGGACAAAGAUGACUUGGCUGUCCUGGACAUCAAGAAGAGUUUACCAGAUUACACGUUUCAGGACGAGACGUACCAAGGUCGAGUGACCAGCUUCCCUGAAGAGUACAAGGACGGGACCUUCUCCAUCCUCAUGACGAAGCUGCAGAAGAACGACACGGGCACAUAUGAGUGUUACGUCAAGACAGGCUCGUAUCGUAGGAUAGUCGACCUGACGGUUUCAGAUCAACCUGCAGGGAUAAAAACUGAUCCUCCAUCAGGCGGAGCAGCAGGACUGAAGCUCCUCCCGCUGGUCCAACUCUCUGCUCUCUGUCUGCUGCUCUGCUGCUAGAAGAGAAGAUUUCUGUUCCUUCACUGAAGAACCCAGUCUGUUACCAUGGCUUCAGGAAAUAUAGUCACUACAUCAUGUAACAAUCUGAUUAUUUAGUUAGUUUAGUUACAUGUGCACUUUAUUUGUUUGCACUUUAUUUGUUUGUAAUUUUUUGUAUAAGUGUGUUUUGAUCCUACUUAAGAGAAGAACCUAUUUGAACCAUUUUUCAGACAAUAAAAUAACAUUUGAACCAUUUCGCAAACGCGACCGUAUCACAUGGUCCUGUGUGUGGGAUGAAGUAGACGAUGACGCGUCUACAGAGCAGCAGUAAUAGCUUUUAUUGUCUGAAAAAAUGUUCAAAUGUUAUUUUAUUGUCUGAAAAUUUGUUCAAAUAUGAUAUUUUUUUACUUAAAAAAUUAAAAAUAUGUUUUGUUGAUGAGAA